AUGAAAUCAAAAAACCCACGUACCCUAUCAUCUUCUUCCCAUUCUUCACCUGCAACUGAUGUAGGUAUGGUCGGCUUAGCGAAAAACUGCAAGGGUUUGAAGAAAUUCUCUUGUGGAUCUUGCAUGUUCGGUGCUAAAGGCAUAAACGCCCUCCUCGAUAGCUGUUCUUAUCUCGAGGAGCUGUCUGUUAAACGAUUAAGAGGCAUCAACGACGGAGGAGCAGCGGAGCCGAUUGGGCCAGGGGCGGCGGCUUCCUCGCUCAAAAGUAUAUGUCUUAAGGAGCUAUACAACGGCCAUUUCUUCGGACCUUUAAUUAGCGGUGCAAAAAAACUGAAGACGUUGAAAUUGCUCCGAUGCUUAGGCGAUUGGGAUAGGUUAUUGGAGACGAUAGCGACUGCAGAUAGUUGUUUGGUUGAAGUUCAUCUGGAGAGACUACAGGUAACCGAUGUUGGGCUUUCAUCCCUCUCUAAUUGCUCCAAAUUGGAAAUUCUACACAUCGUCAAGACACCAGAAUGCACAAAUACUGGGGUUGUCGCCAUUGUUGAGCACUGUAAGUACUUAAGAAAGCUUCACAUCGAUGGAUGGAGAACAAACAGGAUAGGAAACGAGGGUUUGACAGCGAUUGCUAAACACAGUGCAAACCUUCAAGAACUUGAUCUAAUUGGGGUCAACCCUAACUCAGCAAGCCUAGAAGCAAUCGCUACAAACUAUCAAAAACUAGAAAGAUUAGCUCUAUGUGGAAGCGAAACAAUAACUGAUGGGGAAAUUUCAAGCAUAGCAUCAAAAUGUGUUGCUUUGAAGAAGCUCUGUAUAAAAGGGUGUCCAGUAUCAGAUGAAGGAAUCGAAGCUUUUGCUUGGGGUUGUCCUAAUUUGGUGAAGAUCAAGGUAAAGAAGUGCAAGAAUGUGACUAGUGAAGUUGGAGAUUGGCUACGAGCUAGAAGAGGAUCAUUGGUGGUGAAUUUGGAUGUGUGUGAAGUUGAAACUGAAGCUGUAGAUGCAAUAUGA
This is a messenger RNA of Lactuca sativa (garden lettuce), 1005 nucleotides long. RefSeq names its product F-box protein SKIP2-like. Lineage: Eukaryota; Viridiplantae; Streptophyta; Magnoliopsida; Asterales; Asteraceae. The record is from RefSeq and is a predicted model, not a curated record. Gene Ontology annotation, biological process: SCF-dependent proteasomal ubiquitin-dependent protein catabolic process. Gene Ontology annotation, cellular component: SCF ubiquitin ligase complex. Gene Ontology annotation, molecular function: protein binding.